AUGACACCAUUCCGUCUAAGCCUGCUCUCCCUGAGCUUGCACUCUCUUUUCAUACCUUCCACCGCCGCUUUGCCCAGCCAACAUAUCCCACGCGCUAUCGACUAUACUGCAUUGGGAUGUUUCACAGAUAAUGUGAAUGGAAGAAGGGUUCUUGGCGAUAAGAAUACCGCUGCCAACGAUAUUACUUUAGAGAAAUGUGCUGCAUCCUGUUCGCAGUAUAAAUACUUUGGUGUCGAAUUCGGCCGCGAGUGCUACUGCGGCAACUCUCGCGAUUCCGGCAGCACCGAGGCUAAUGCUGCCGAUUGCUGGUUCCCGUGUGCUGGUGACCCGACAGGCGUUGCGAAGUGUGGUGCAGCCGAUCGCAUCAAUAUUUACGUUAAUACGAACUCAAAUGCUCCGGCACCCGCUUCUUUAGACGGAAUUACCUCGCUCGGUUGUUUCGCUGAAGGUACACAGCGAGUGCUCCCCGAAAAGACUGUCGCGGCCUCGGACAUGACGGCGGCAAAGUGCGCAACAAACUGUGCCGGUUAUAAAUACUUUGGCACACAAUGGUCCUCAGAGUGUUACUGCGGUAACACGGCUCCAGCUAUUACUGUACCUACAUCAGAAUGUAAUAUGGUGUGCGCUGGUAACAGUUCCGAGCUAUGCGGUGGAAGCUUGAGGUUGAAUGUUUACGAGCUCCCGCAGUCUUCUCAGGCAUCACCGCUGAGUGUGCCUGUGAUCCCGUCAGUCUCAGGUUUCGAUUACAAGGGAUGUUAUACAGAUAACGUUCCGUACCGCGUGUUGAGCGGUAAAGUCAUCAAAGACCCCGCUAUGACGCUUGAAAUGUGCGCAGCCGCCUGUAAGAACUCAGGCUAUAGCUGGUUUGGUGUUGAAUUCUCGACCGAAUGCUACUGUGGUAUGGCCUUGGAUAAGGCAAGCACCUCAACCGCCGCCGCCGAGUGCUCUAUGGCGUGUAGCGGCAACAGCUCGCAGAGUUGCGGAGGCGCCAACCGGCUUAGCCUGUUCGCAAGACCGGAUGUCGCCGAUUCCAACAAGGCUAGCAACGGACUCAUCAAUGGGUUUCAGUACAGUUCCUGCUGGUCUGAUAAAGUGGAUGACAGGUCUCUCAAGGCUGUCGAUUAUCGCAACGACGACAUGACGAUCGAGAAGUGCGCAGCCAGGUGCCAGGGAUUUUCAUAUUUCGGCCUUGAGUAUUCCCGCGAAUGUUAUUGUGGAGAUCAGCUGGGUGGACAAGCGGCGCCCGAAAGGGAGUGUGGUAUGUUGUGUGUAGGCGCGCCAGACCAGUGGUGCGGUGGCCCAGAUCGGUUAAACGUAUACACACGAAUGACUGCAUCCGCGUCAUCCUCGUCAUCGGGGGGCAUGUCUUCAUCGACUACUAGCACUGUUGACCUCGUCUCCACUUCAGCAAGCAGUCAACUAUCCGGCUCAGGCGCCCACUCUUCAACUUCAACCAUUAGCACUUUGGACCUUAGCAUCACCUCAGCAAGCAACCGAGUCUUCAACCCGGAUGUUCCUCCAUCAACUUCAUUUAGUAGCACUAUAGACGUGAGCAGUACUUUACGCAGUACCUCGCCAAGCAGUCAAUUAUCCAAUUCGGACGCCAAAUCCUCAGCUUCAAGCACUAGCAACCUGGGCCCCAGCAGCACCUCGGCAAGCAGCAAGUUUUUGAGCUUGGAAAUCCCUUCUUCUACGCUAACCACAAGCACUAUCGACUUGAGGAGUAUUACAUCAAGUAUUCAGUCAUCCAGCUCGGACUUGCCCUCCUCAACUUCGGCUACUAGCACUGUUAGCUUCAGUAGCAGCCCGACAAGCAGUCAGCUCACAAGUUCAGAGUUCCCUUCCUCAACUCUGAUCGUGCCUACAACCACAACGUCCUCGGGUCUUGGACUGACAACCAUCACCGAGUGUCCUUCAGCCCCCACGUACAACGGAACUCCAGAUUUCUGUUACGUGACUGGAAACCUGCCUCAAGCUUGCGAAACCCUCACAAGCAGGUGGGUAGGAUUAUGGCAAGAAUUGAGUGCGUCCGCGCAAUACUGCAAAUCAAUUUUGACCAGCUGGGGUAUGACGCCUGUUCCUCAAGCAACGUCUUGCUUUCCGACCUCCUACACCCCCCAAAUUACCCGUGACACGGCCGCCUUGUCUGCUACCGCCAGUAGCAUACUUAAAUGCUUGAAUGAACCAAGAAACUCGCUCCUUUGCCAGUUCGACUCGAAUUGCAGGACAUCUACGUACACAGUUGGGCAGGUGCCAUCAGCGACACCCUCCAUCGGAGUCAACUUGCUCAAGGACGGCGGAUGGGAAUCCGGUACCACGGCCGACUGGAAUGUGUCCAAGGGCACUGCAACGACGGGCGACUACAUCACUUUAUCUGUUAACAGCGCAAGCGCCCGCUCCGGCAAAUAUGGCCUUAGCGUAUCCUACAACAACAUGAACAGCGCGACCAUGGACUUUCGGCGUAUACAAAAGGUAGUUCCCGGCAGAACCUACCAGUUGCAGGUCUAUUAUUGGCACACAAGCACAACCGCAAAUUUCUUUCUGAAUAUUUACUUUUACCCCAACAAGGUCCAAACAGCUGCUCUUUCGCAAAAUAUGAAAAACACGGCGGUGAACCAAUGGAAUGUAGCGACCGUUACCUUUACCCCUACAUCGUCCUGGGUCAUGAUAUACAUGAUGCUUGGCUCAGGUUUGCAGUACCCUGCUGGGAAUCCAGCUGGUACAGAGCUGGCUUACAUCGAUGAUGUGUCUUUCACUCAAAUCAACUAG
Messenger RNA from Colletotrichum truncatum, 2769 nucleotides. RefSeq lists its product as uncharacterized. Gene Ontology annotation, cellular component: plasma membrane. Gene Ontology annotation, molecular function: hydrolase activity, acting on glycosyl bonds. The record is from RefSeq and is a predicted model, not a curated record. NCBI's taxonomy places the organism in Eukaryota, Fungi, Ascomycota, Sordariomycetes, Glomerellales, Glomerellaceae.